Molecule: messenger RNA, 1352 nt
Organism: Paramecium primaurelia
Lineage: Eukaryota; Ciliophora; Oligohymenophorea; Peniculida; Parameciidae
Source: the annotation of a GenBank genome assembly
AAAAAACCAAAAGUACUAUAUUUUGCCAUUUAUGGUGCUCUAUCAAUAGUUUAAAUUUUGUUAUCACGCUAUCAUAAUUUAUUCCUAGCUUAAAGUAGGAUUUUUAUUUAGUUAUGUUGCUCCAUUUGCAUUCGUAUUGAUAUUAACAUUACUUAUAGAAGCAUAUGAUGAUUUUUAAAGAUAUAAAAGAGAUAAAUAAGCAAAUUCACAAGUAUACACCUAGAUCGAAAAAGAUAAAACAAUAAAACUAUAAAGCUGGCAAUUAAAAGUUGGAGACAUUAUUGAGGUUCAUGCAAAUUAAAGAAUACCUGCCGAUUUAAUUUUGCUUAAUACAAAUGAUAUAACAGGAACAGUUUUCAUUAGAGCAGAUUAAUUAAAUGGAGAAAAAGACUGGAAAUUAUGUAAAGCCAUAAGACAUACUUAAAAUUUUGGUUAAAAUAAAAUUUAACAACUCUUAAUGCAUCAAUUACCUGCGAACCUAUAAUUAAAAAAUAUUUGACAGAGGAUAAUCUUAAAAUUUUUACUGCUUAAUAUGAGAAGGCAAAGAAUUAAAUGGGAGAAAGAGGGCUAGCUGUUCAAAAUUUUUGGACUCUUAUGAGAAUGAUUUGGAAUUAUUGGAAUUAAUAGGAGUUGAAGAUAUGCUUUAGAAAGACAUUGAUGCAACAUUAGAAUCUUUGAAAAAUGCAGGAAUAUAAAUCUGGAUGUUAACUGGAGAUAAAGUGGAAACAGCUUAAUGUAUAGCAAUUUCAACUGGAUUGAAAAGUCCUACUUAAGAAAUGUUUGUAAUUAAGGAUAUAGAAGACUCUUUAAUCCUAAAAAAGGAGCUUAAUUAAUUUGCUCCAAAAAAUAAUAGCGUUCUAGUUUUAGAUGAAUAAUCCUUAAAAGUUUCUCUUGAGUUUCAGUAUACUGCAUUUUUUCAUGUAGCUUGUAAUUCUCCUGCUGUAGUCUGUUGGAGAUUCUCACCAACCUAAAAGGCAUAAGUCACUGAAUUGAUUAAAGAGCAGACAUAAAAGAUAGUUUUAUGUUUUGGAGAUGGUGGGAAUGAUGUAGCUAUGAUUUAAGCUGCUGAUGUUGGAGUCGGAUUAGUGAGCAAAUAAGUAGCUCUAGCAAGCGAAUUUUCCGUUUUAAGUUUAAGUAUUUAGAUGUUUUAUUAUUAUGGAAUGGUAGAUUGGCUUAUAAAAGUAUAUCUGAAAUGGCUUAAUUCGUCAUGCAUAGAGGAUUAGUUUAUUGUCUCUAGAUAAACCAUAUUCUCGAUUGUUUUAUAUUUUGUAUUUAUUCCUAUCUAUAAUGGUUGGUUGAUGUUAGAAUAUGGCACAGUUUAACACUAUUUACUGUUUUUUUUAUAUUUUUGA